AGCGAACUCUAAACUUUGACCUCCCGUCACUGCUUCCGUUCACAUCGUGGCCUUCUGGGACAUGUUGGACCGCACCACAUGUAUUUUUAUGUUACGCGCAGUUAAAAAAAUAUAUACAUACACUUGGGGACACAUACUCAGAAUAUUUUGAGCUCGUUCACUUGUCUUAAGAUAAAUGUAGGUUCUUGUCAUAAAGAUCCGCAUUUGCUUAAUAAUUCCCUCGUGCGCCCUCUGAUGUCUGAAAUAUGAAGCGUUACUGCACGUUCAUCGAUACUGCUUGGGAACAUGCGGCAGAAGCAGCCGCUGAUGAGUGAAAGGGCCUGCGGCAAGGUCCUCUCAAAUCCACUGCACUGCAUGGCGUCAAUUGGUUCCACCUAACAUCAUAUCACCAUACCCCUGGUCCCACAGCACCCUCAUGAUUUGGACACAGGCUUCACAAAAGCUGCCUAAUGACCGCCUGGAUCGUCUUGCCAGUCAGCCUGUCUGCCUUCUCGAUCACAGGGAUAUGGAUAGUAUAUGCCAUGGCAGUGAUGAACCACCAUGUCUGUCCAGUAGAAAAUUGGACGUAUAAUGUAACAUGUAGCAAGGAGACAGCUAAAAGGGCCUUCCCUAAGACAUGUUGUGCUCCGCAGGACAUUCCUCUCAUCAGCAAGUGUGGUUGCUACCCACCUGAAAGCUGUCUUUUCAGUCUCAUUGGCAAUGUUGGGGCCUUUAUGGUGGUGAUGGUGUGUAUAUUGCGCUAUGCUCAGGUGAUUGAGCACAGCCACCAGUGCUGGGUCAACACCAGUGCUAUGGUGUCUGGCUGCAUAAAUGCCCUGGGGCUCGUUAUGGUGGGCAACUUCCAGGUUGACCAUGCUAGGACUCUGCACUAUGUGGGGGCUGGUGUGGCAUUUCCUGCAGGCCUGAUGUUUGUGUGCCUACAGUGUGUGCUGACAUACCGCAUUGCUGAGACAGCACUGGACUACUGGAUGGCCCACAUGCGAGUGGGUCUGUCAGCUGGAGCGCUGGUGUCCCUCAUUCUCAGUGGUAUUUUCUUUAUUCAUGAGAGCUUUGUGUUGCAACAUGCUGCUGCAAUCUGUGAGUGGGUUUUCACCAUCCUGAUCCUGGUUUACUAUGGCACCUUCACCUAUGAGUUUGGCACUGUCAACAACGACACCAUGAUGGCCGCCCUUGUCAGACACAUUCCACACAAUCGUCCAGGCUCUGGAGGCAUUGUCGGGGGCAUCAGCAAGGGUGUGGCCAUGGGUUGCAGUGCUCGCAGCCUGAAGUCUCCUGUAGGUAGCAGCACCUCUACACACCUGAACAGCACCCCAGAGAGUGUUGCCAUGAUAUAGCAAAUGACCAGUAUAUUACAGUCCUGAUAAAACCCAGAUUCACUUUUCACUCAGCUUUGAUGUAAUACAGCAUUAGAAUGGCAAUAUCUACUGUACUUUUUUGUAGACUGGUUACUGCUGAGGAGGAAUUGCUACCAUGAAUUGUAGAUAUAAGGUUCUGCCUGAGACUCAACAAACUAAAAUGCAGUAACCAGCACACAGAUAGUCUUUAAUCCUUAUAUCUGUAAUAAAACAGUUUUCAUAAGUCGCACCACAAAUGGUAUAGUAUUGAUUCUAAAUAUCUAAUUGACCUGGCAAUAACACCAAAAAAAGUGGAAGGGGAAUUCCAGUUUGUCAAUUACUGCAGAACUCAAUGGCUAAGAUGUAAACACUGUCAUUUGGAAUUACAUUGUAGAGAAUCUUUCUGACACAGAUUUCUUUACAUUGGUAAAACCAGGAGUGUGAUGUCUAUUACACAGUUAUGGCUAUUUUAUAGCCUCAACACCAGUGAAGCUACACGUGUUUUCUGAGUUUUUAUAUCUAAGAUUGAGAAUGGUAUAGUAGUGGUAAAUCUUAAAAAUAUGUUUUAUUUUGUGACUUUUUUGCCCUACAAGCCCCUUGCAUAUUUUUUUUUGUCUAUAAUCUCAAGUGUACCACAGAACAAUGUGUCAUAUGUAUGUGAAACAAUGUUAUAAAUGUUGUUUCAUAAACAAAGUGUAUUUGUAACCACUUCAUGUUAAAACUUUUUGUAAGGUAGGUUUUAGAGGCAUUCGACUCUUCAGAUGUCUGGUUCACCAAUGCUGUGAAAAAUUCUGACUCGUUAAGUUUCCUUAGAAUGGAUCAUUUCACAUCAGAUCUGAAUAACUUUGUGUACAUCUUAACCAUUUAAUCAUGAAGAUUUUUUGGAAUUUUUCUUUGAGAAAAUUAAGGGGAGAGUAAAGCUCACUAAAUCUGUUCUUUCCUUUCAUCCUUACUUUCUAAAUAACUUAUGCUUGUAACACGGGUCAGUGAAGCGAGGACAAGCUAUUGGCACAGCACUGGUCUCACUUCUUUUGGUUGCACUGAUUUUCCACUAUUGCUUUUAUGAUCAGGUUCAGUGUAUAUACUUAUUAUUAUUUGUGAUUACUUUUGUCUAAGUUUAUUUUUCAGUAAGUAGUUUCAUGGCAAUAUGAUACUCAGUGAUGUACGUUUACCAAGAGGUACUGCUAUUCUUAUUUUAAAUCAACAGCUUAUUAUAUAUACUGUAUGUAUGGAUAUGAGACAGAAAAAGACAUGCUAUUGUAAAAUGAAAGAGUUUUCUAUUGUCUCUGCCUUGAUGCCUUUCAUAACAUUUGACCAGCAUUCACGAAAAGUUAUAUUAAGCUAUAUGUUGUACCUUUCAUCUUUAGAAAGCAAAAGCAAAUGCAAUCACUGUGAUAAUUGUGAUAACACUAAUUGCUUGAUUUUAUUUUAUUUUAUGCUCUAGUAUCCUCUGUCUGACAGAAGUACAGUAAUAUUUCUAGAAUGUGUGAACUAUCAUGGCUUUGUGAAAAUAUAGCCAGAUGUUUUGCCAUGCUUUUGUGUAACUGAACUACAUGGAUUGUGAGAAUUUAAGAGUUCGGCAGGUAUUUAUUUGUAGAUUUUAUGUGUAGAUUGCUUUUGCCCAUAUGCCAUCAAGGAGAAUUGAAGCUAAUUUUCUAAAACAGAAGAUUUAUUUAAAGAGAUAUUAGGUAAUUGUAUUUUAUUGUGUUCAAUUGUGGAAUUAUUGUGUACUCUUUCUUUGCUAAUUUAGCUAAUUUAGGUAUUGUUUAAUUAUUUGUUUGUUUUAGCAAAAACGGUAUAUUUCAAAAACCAGUCCAUAAACUUUAGACAUGUUCUCUUAUUUUAUAAAUUUAUUUUGUGCUUUAAUAUGUCUUACAAACAGUAUUACAUAUUCUUAUACCUCUGCUAGAACUGCCAGCUAACCUUCUUGUAAAUAAAUGCACUUGCUUUAAGGUUUUCCAUUUUACCUCACUAAGCAUACUUUAGAUGUCAGAGUAGGGUUUAAAACUAUUUAUAAAACUCAAGUUUUAUACUCUAGUGCUUCCUUGUGAACCUUACAAUAUUGCAGGUAUUCCUGACAGAAGGAAAAGUUCAUUACAGGCCACAUCACAUGCUUAGAAUAAUAUUCUGAAAUACAAUUGGAAACCUGAAUACAGUUUCAAAAGUAAUGGAUCUGCUAAUGUGAAGCUCCGAUAAGUUGUGAUUUCAUACAGUCUUUUUAGCAGUUAGUCAAUAAUUUAAUGUAAUUUAAAUAAUGUCAAAUAAGUUGCUGUGUAUAAUAAAAAAUAGCAACCAAUAUGUUUUGUAUUCAAGUUCAGUUGUUUAUUUGUUUAUUUCUUUUUUGUUUCCCAUGUUUGACACUGAAACAACACAGUUUUUAGCUGUGUCAGUCUGUUUGCACAUAGCUCUGAGAAUUUCUAUGAUAGAAGAUAAACUUAGAAUUGUAAAAUUACCAGCCCACCAAAACACUCCAUAAACACACAUGCAUAAAAUGUUAAACUAAGCACUUAACUUUGUUUUAUACUCAAAGACCACAUUUCGUGUAGUGAUCUACGAGUAGUCACAAUGAACAGUAUUGUAAAAAUCCCACAUGGGUCCACAUUUUGGUAAAUGGGUAUCUAAUUUUUUGUGAGAAGUUUUUGAACUGUUUGGUUGAAUUUUGUUAAAGCAGUAGUAUUUUUUUUAUUACAGUUCAUUUGAUUAUGGCCCAAAGAAUAACUUUGUUGUAUUAUAAAUGCAUCAACUUGUUUAGAAAUAUUCAAAAGAAAAAAAUGAAUGAAUAAAUGACAAUUAAGAAUGA
This is a messenger RNA of Pygocentrus nattereri (red-bellied piranha), 4134 nucleotides long. It is a transcript of the gene tmem150ab, whose product is annotated as transmembrane protein 150Ab. The transcript has 8 exons. The record is from RefSeq and is a predicted model, not a curated record. Bases 450 to 1334 code for a protein of 294 amino acids. Gene Ontology annotation, biological process: protein localization to plasma membrane. NCBI's taxonomy places the organism in Eukaryota, Metazoa, Chordata, Actinopteri, Characiformes, Serrasalmidae.